GUGCGUUCAGGUACCUCGUACUCAACAGCCUAAUAGGUGCACUGUGGAGUGCUGCUAAAUACUACCGUCCCAUAGUCGGCUGGGCAUCGUGACUGGGAAUCGUGGACCUUUUGUGCUUACAUCCCGUCCAUUCGAGUUCCCCUGGCAAUCAAUUCUAUUCCCCCUUCGCUGGAAUUAGUAGCGAUGACAGUCUUAUCCCCAGUACCUGUUGCAUGUUCCCUGGAGCCAAUCAAUCUCCACAAUGCAUCAGAAUACAAGGAACUCAAAUGCCAACGCACCGUAUGCGCAUGGAACUUCGACGACGACGCACUCAGAGGCUUCCGAGAAAACCAAGAUAAAGGCCGGAAAGCAUUCUUCUGGAUCACGAUCACAUCAAGUGCCAAACAAACCAGAAAAUCGGAUAAGAACGAACCCACUACAUCACCGGCAAUUCCAGUUCGAGCAGGACAUAUCUCCCUCGACUCCUGUUCCACAUUUAAUGAUCCCGACGUAGCCGUCGCGGAUAAGUCCAUCCUGACUAUCCAGACCUUCUUCAUUCUCCCCGAGUACCGGGCUCUGGGACUGGGACGGACAGCCAUGGACCAGGUUGAAGCUAUGGCAACGCGGGAACCGUAUGGGAGCCCGCGGUGUCGGUAUCUCACGCUUAACACGCUGAGUAAACGGUAUAUCUACGAUGAAGGACCGGAAUGGAAGGGGAUCUGGGAGAGGAUAGGUGUGAGUAUGCCGGUUUUCAGCAACCAGGUGUGGUAUGAAAGGCGUGGGUAUGUAGUCUGGAAGGAGGAGCCAAGGUAUCCGAAUACGGUUGAUGGGGCGGAUAUUUUGCUUGUUGCUGCUUUUAUGAGGAAGAAGGUGUCAUCAUGA
Molecule: messenger RNA, 861 nt
Organism: Monascus purpureus
Lineage: Eukaryota; Fungi; Ascomycota; Eurotiomycetes; Eurotiales; Aspergillaceae
Source: the annotation of a GenBank genome assembly